CGCCUCGUCCGGAACCGCUGUGUUGAGGCUCUAGUUGCGCGGGGGGGAGUGGUGAGGUGGCGGACCCGGGUCCGGGAGGGUGUUUGUAUCGUGCUGCUCGCAGAGGGUUUAGCAGAGUCCUAAUUUAAGAAAUGGAACAUGGAACCUACCCGCAGAACUCAGGAGCAACCUAGAAAAUUUAUCAGAGGUAGAUGCAUUAAAAAAGAGGAUAACACUAUGGCUGCUACAGUGAAUUUGGAGCUUGAUCCCAUAUUUCUGAAAGCCCUGGGCUUCUUGCAUUCAAAGAGUAAGGACUCUGCUGAAAAGCUGAAGGCACUCCUUGAUGAGUCUUUGGCCAGAGGAACUGACUCAAGUUAUCGUCCAUCUCAGAAGGAAGUAGAGCAGCCAAAAGUAUCUGUUACCAAACCUACUUCCAGUAAGCAAGAGCCUAAAGCUUCUAGUUUGCCUUCUGGCAACAACAAUGGCAAGCCCACUGCAUCAGAAAAGGUGAAAAAAGAAGCAGAAAAAAGGUCUGCUGAUAAAAUAAAAGGGGAUUCCACCGAAGGAGCUGAUACACCAAAGAAGCCCAGAGUAGAGAAGCCAGAGGCUCGUUCCUCUCCUAUUACGGUUCAGACAAGCAAGGAUUUGUCCAUGUCUGAUUUGUCUAGCUUUGAGGAAACCAGUGCAGAUGACUUUGCUAUGGAAAUGGGAUUAGCCUGUGUUGUUUGCAGGCAAAUGACAGUUAUUUCUGGGAAUCAGCUAGUGGAGUGUCAGGAGUGCCAUAAUCUCUACCACCAGGAUUGCCAUAAACCUCAGGUGACAGACAAGGAAGCGAAUGAUCCUCGACUUGUAUGGUAUUGUGCCCGCUGUACCAGACAGAUGAAAAAAAUGGCUCAGAAGACACAAAAGCCACCUCAAAAACCAGCUCCUGCAGUGGUUUCAGUUGCACCAGCUGUGAAGGAUCCACUGGUCAAGAAGCCAGAAAUCAAGUUAAAACCUGAAACCCCAACAACUUUUCUAGCAUUUAAGAGAACAGAAGUCAAGACCUCAGCAGCAAUUUCGGGGAACUCAGCCAGUACAAGUGUUUCCUCUUCAGCAACCAGUGGCCUUACAGGAUGGGCGGCUUUUGCAGCCAAAACCUCCUCUGCCAAUCCAUCAACUGCCAAACUAGGAUCAACAGCACAGAGCACUAGUGGGAAACCUGCAGCUUCUUCAAAUAACCAGAAACCUGUGGGUUUAUCAGGGUUGGCAACUUCCAAAACUGGACUAGGGUCAAAAAUAGCUUCUGCCAACAACAGCACAAACCCUGGUCAGCUGAAACCUCCUCCACCUCUGACACUGGGGAAGACCACUCUCAGCCGUUCAGUAAGCAGUGACAAUGUCAGCAAAGCAGGUCUUCCUAGUCCCAGCAGUACUGUGCCAAGCUCCAGCAGCCAGCUGAGCAGUGGGAAUGGCAACAGUGGGACUGCAGGCAGCAGUGGAGGAAGCGCAAGUAAAACCUCAGCAGACACUGGUAAUCAGUCAACCUCCCUAAAAGGCCCAACUUCUCAGGAAUCUCAACUCAAUGCUAUGAAAAGGUUACAAAUGGUCAAGAAGAAGGCAGCUCAAAAGAAGCUGAAGAAGUAGUAUGGCUGCUUCCUAGUUGGUUGUGUUCUGUGAAACAGCAUCAUUGGUGUUUUUCUUAAAGAAAAUCCCCUGGUUACUGGACUGAAAUGGCAGUCAAAUCAGGGAAACCCAAAAUCUAUGUUAUACAGGAGGUCAAACUUUGAUAAUCCUGGUAUUCCUUCUGACUUUGCAAAUCUGUGAGUUGAAUAUAUUGGAGGAAUUCACUCCUGGUUUUUUAGCUCAAAACACUGAAACAUGAAAUUGUAAAUGUUGGGUAGUUUGGAGUGUGAAAGAAAGAUCUCUGUGGACUCUUACUAAAUUGAACUUACUGAAACUCAUUCUUAAAUGUUACUAAUAAAAGUACUG
Messenger RNA from Melopsittacus undulatus (budgerigar), 1950 nucleotides. RefSeq names its product integrator complex subunit 12 (gene INTS12). Gene Ontology annotation, biological process: snRNA 3'-end processing. The record is from RefSeq and is a predicted model, not a curated record. The coding region runs from base 139 to 1605 and encodes 488 amino acids. The transcript is spliced from 8 exons. Gene Ontology annotation, cellular component: integrator complex. Lineage: Eukaryota; Metazoa; Chordata; Aves; Psittaciformes; Psittaculidae.